CCACUUACUGAUCAUCUCUCAACGAAUAUAAUAUCUUUUACUGCGAAGGACCAGAGCGAUAAGAUUAGAAGAGGGAUCGACAUAAUUUACACGACAGAGACGUCGAUACUGGUUUAUAAAGCACGAAGAUUUUUGCCAUUAGGCUUUCAAUAAGCAAUCAUCGAUACGAGGGUCAUAACGACAACUCUCUUCAUUUCCAGUCUAUCUUAAAGAAAUUAGAAGACUGGAUCAUUAUAGAAGAAAGAACCGUUACUUUUUGCCAAAAUGGCUUCCUUGAGAGUGUUAGUCCCGUUGGCAUUAUUCGUGGUAAUAACUUUGGCUGAAUAUCCAUCACCGAAUACAUUCUUGGAUAACGAAGUUAUCCAGUAUGAGGAAAGUAAAUCAAGUUCUGAAGAAAGCAAAAAAUCUAAGGAUUUCAAGCCUUUUAUUGAUAUAGAAAAUUCUAAUUAUGCAGAAAACAAAAUUUACAGAUUGAAUAAUAAGUUUUACCCAGAUCAUUAUGACAUUCGAUUAAAAAUAAACUUAACGAAUUUAAGUGAAAAGAAUUACAGAUACCAGGGAGAGGUUAAUAUAACUAUGAGUGGAAAAGACACUACGCGAGAGAUCCAAUUACAUUUUGAUAAAUCAUUCCUCAAGUUGGACAAUAAAGAGGCAGUAAUAUUUAAUGAAAAGGGAAAGAAAAUAAAUGUUAAAAUAAGUGAAAUAAAUAAUACGAAUAUUUUGACAUUAAAAGCGGAUGAGGACCUCGUACAGUCACAAAAAUACGUUUUAAAAUUAGUAUAUGAAGGAAGAGUAAGCGAUAAGAAUCAUGGAUUUUAUAAGGGCUCUUACUUAAAUUCUGAAGGCAAAAUGAGAUGGUAUGUUGCAACACAUUUUGAACCAAUCGGUGCACGAACUGCAUUCCCGUGCUUCGAUGAACCAGCUUUAAAAGCAACCUUCAAUAUUUCGAUAACAUAUAAUAAGGGAUACAAAGCGAUUUCGAAUAUGAAUGGAGAAACGGUCCCAGUGGAAGAUGAUCAACAAAUGACAAGUUUCGAAAGAACUCCAAAAAUGUCUACCUAUCUCGUAGCAUACGCAAUAACUGAUUUUGAAUCGACUCCGAAAGAUAAGGUAAUGGUUUAUUCAAGACCUGAAGCAAUAAAUAUGACCAAAUACGCUGUAGAAGUUGGUAAGGAAGUGUUGGUAAAAUUGGAAAAAUAUACUGGUAUCGAUUAUCCAUCUACAAUUGGAAAGAUAGACCAAAUUGCUCUACCUUUAUUAUCAGCGGGUGCAAUGGAAAACUGGGGUCUCGUGACGUACAGAGAAACCACCAUUCUCUAUGACAAGAAUGUAAAUACAACUAUCGAGAGGCAACGAGUACCGGAUAUAAUCGCUCAUGAGUUUGCACAUCAAUGGUUUGGAAAUUUAGUCACUCCUGCAUGGUGGGAAGAUAUUUGGCUUAACGAAGGUUUUGCCACUUAUUUCCAAUACUUCAUCGUCGAUCAAAUCAAUCCUGACUGGCGUUAUAUGGAUCAAUUUAACGUACUAUCUCUUCAAAGUAGAGCAUUUGUUUAUGAUGCCAAUGGAAAAAAGACACGAGCUAUGAAUAGCAAAGAAAAGAACGAAAAUGAAAUUGACAAUUUAUUUGACAAUAUUGCUUACGACAAAGCCGCUGCUGUCAUCCGCAUGUUCUCUCAUGUUCUUGGAAAGACAAAGUUUCAGGAGGGUUUACAAAACUAUUUAAAAAAGAACAGUGUUGUGACUUCGGAAAACCUUUACAAAUCUCUCGAGCUUGUCGUAGACAAGAAGACUCUUCCAGAUAAAGUUACCUUGCAGCAGAUUCUUGAAAGUUGGGUCACCCAACCCGGAUAUCCAGUAAUUUCGGUGACUAAGGAUAAACAAGAAAAGAAGGUCACCAUAGAACAAAAACAGUUUUAUUUGGUAGAACCUAUAAAAAAAGAGACGAAGUGGUAUAUUCCUCUGAACUAUGUACAACAGGAAAAAGGAAAUUUCGAUGAUACUUCCGUUAUGUUAUGGUUAACACCUGACAAGAAGUCGAUAGAAAUUACAAAUAAUAUCGAAAAAGAAAGUUGGAUUAUCUUCAAUGUGCAACAAACCGGAUAUUAUCGCGUCAAUUACGAUGAGGAAACAUGGAACGAUAUCAUUGAUUACAUGAAACGUAAUUUCACGCGUAUACAUCCCUUAAACCGUGCUCAAUUGAUCGACGACGCUUUUAAUUUGGCACAAGCUGAUCUUUUGAAUAUCAAAAUCACUUUCAAUUUAAUCAAGUACUUAGAACAAGAAACUGAUUACAUCGUAUGGAAGGCAGCAUUCAACGGGUUGUCGAAGUUGAACAACCUAUUGGGGGGAACAAAAUUAAACAACGAAUUUUUGAAAUUUGUUAAGCCUAUUACUAAGAAAUUAUUGGACACUGUGAAGUUUCUUGAAAAUAAAAAUGAUACACAUCUAACAAAGCUUCUUAGGGUGGAUGCCGUAAAAUGGGCUUGUGACACUGAAUAUGAACCUUUCAAAACAUAUGCUACGGAAAAAUUUAAUCUGUGGUUAAAAGAAGCUAAAAAUGUUAAUACUAUUUCUCGAGAUUUGAAAAAAAUAAUUAUCUGUGGGGCCUUAAAGAAAGCCAACGUAAGUAGUUGGUCAUCUAUAUUGAACAAAUAUAUACUAUCUACGGAUUCUGAAGAGAAGGCAGUAUAUCUUUCAUCCUUGGGAUGUUCCUCAUCACCAGAGAUUUUGAAGAAAUUUCUCCAUAUAGCUGUUCAGAAAGAUUCUAAUUUCAAGGGACACCUCUCGGAAGUUUUCCGAACAGUAUACUCCAACAGUGCCAUUGGCGCAAAAAUUGUUCUUAAUUUCAUUAACACGAAUCUUAAUAAGUUGCAACUCUAUGACAAUAAGGAGAAUAUAAUGAAGUACCUUACCGAUCUUGCAAAGAAAAUUGCUAUUGAAGAAGAUGUCAAGAUGCUAAAAGAUAUUAUCUCUCAACUAAAGGACGCAACAUCAGAGGCCGAAUUAAACGAAAUUUUGGAUAUUGCAAAUAGGAACUACUUUUGGUACAAAUACAAUGAUAAAAACCUUCAGACGUUGUUCGAAGAAAAAAAUCCUUCAAAACCAACUUCAAAACCAAAUGGUGCUAAUUCUCUUAGCUUUAGCAUUGCUCUAAUAGCUGUAUCUUUAUUAAUCGUAAGACUUCGUAUGACAAAACUUAAAGCAUUACUUGCUUUGCUUUUACUACUGGCCAGAAAUUCAAGGACUCUUCCUCUCGAAGAUGAAAGUUCGAAGGAGAAUGAAAAUAUGGAAGAGGAACUACCCGAAGCUUCAUAUCGUUUAAGUAGCAACGUGGUGCCCAUACAUUAUGAUAUCAAAUUAAUACCGUAUUUGGAGGAGGAUAACUUCACCUUUGAUGGAGAGACAAACAUCCAUCUUAAUCUACGAAAAGUGACCCAGACUUUGGAUUUCCACACUAAAGAAUUAACGUUCGAUGAAACUGAGACGUAUGUAGAAAGGGAAGAUGGUCAGAAAUACAAACCGAUCGAUUUCACGUAUGUCAACGCAACGGAAAUCAUGACGAUGAGUUUCGAGAAAGUUAUGCAAGAAGGCCUGUACACGUUCCAUAUCAAGUUCACGGGUAUUCUCAACGAUGAAUUAUCGGGAUUUUACAGAAGCUCUUACACGAACGAUAAUGGCGAAAGAAUAUGGCUAGCAACAACACAAUUUCAAGCGACGUCCGCUCGACGAGCUUUUCCAUGUUGGGACGAGCCCUCUUUGAAAGCGACGUUCAACGUUUCCAUAAAACAUCAAGCGAACUACACAGCCCUCUCGAAUAUGCCGGCUUACGAGCGAUCGAUGAUAGACGAAAACGAUGGAAAGGUCUGGACACAUUUUCAAAGGACUCCCGUGAUGUCCACUUACAUCCUAGCUUUUGUCGUAUCAGAUUUUGUUAAAAUUUCGAAUGCUGAUGGUACGAUUAAUGUUUGGUCAAGAAAAGACGUCAUUUCUUUGAUCAACUUCGGUUAUGAAUUCGUUCAAAAAGCUGUUGUCCUUCUCGAAGAAUAUACGAACAGUUCGGUGCGCGUACCAAAAAUGGAUCAUGUCCUUAUUCCUGAUUUUCUUCAUGGAGCCAUGGAGAACUGGGGCCUCAUAACUUACUCCGAGGAAAGGUUCCUAUAUGAUCCGAAUGAAAAUUCUCUGAUAGAAAAAACUUGGACGGCAAUGAUCAUUAGUCACGAAUUGACGCAUCAGUGGUUCGGUAAUGUUGUCAGUCCUACUUGGUGGGAUCACAUUUGGUUAAAUGAGGGCUUCGCAUCGUUCUUUCAAUAUUAUAUCACCGACAAGAUCUUUCCAAGUUGGAAAUUGAUGCAAUCGUUCGCGUCAAGUAUGCAACAAAAUAGCUUUAGAAUCGACGUGCAUCCCUACGACGACCCCAUCGGUCGGAACGUGAGUAAACCUGAGGAUAUCGAGAAUCGUUUCUCCAGUGUACAAUACACGAAGACACCAUCAUUAUUGCGUAUGUUGUUGCACAUUGUCACUGACGAAGUUUUUCAUACCAGUCUCAUUAAUUAUCUUCAAAAAUACCAAUAUAGCAACGCUCAACCCGACGACUUAUGGUAUCAAAUUCAAAAUGGUAUAGAUGAGACACCAGAAAUACCACGCGGUAAAUUUCGUGUGAAAGAAAUGAUGGAUACUUGGAUAUAUCAAAGCAGUUAUCCUCUCGUAACAGCAAAAAGAAAUUAUAUCACUGGCGAGGUUACGAUCACUCAAGAAAUUGUUAAACAUCACGUUAGUACCGACAAUGUGACUUCGACUGACGAAAGUGAUAUAAGUAAGCGCAACAGAUGGUGGAUACCUAUAAAUUAUGCAACGAGGACGAAUAAUAACUUUUCGUCUACGCUACCUGUUUACUGGUUGGAUCCAAAGAAUGAUAGCAUUACUAUCAACGGUAUCGAUGCCGAUGAUUGGAUAAUAUUAAACGUACAACAAACCGGACACUAUCGUGUUAAUUAUGAUGACACAAAUUGGAUAAAGUUGGCUGAGUAUCUAAAUUCACCUGACUACGAAAAGAUACACGUUAUUAACCGAGCACAGAUCAUUCAAGAUUCUUAUAACAUGUUCAUUGAGAAGAAGAUGAAUUUAACGACAUUCUUAGAGUUGUCCAAUUAUUUAUCACGCGAAGUGGAUUAUAUUGUAUGGUGUCCAAUAUUCGACAUAUUUAUUGAAUCUAUAGAAUUUUUAUUAGAAACCACCGAGGGUAGCAAACUUAUUAAGCCAUAUAUUUUGAAUUUAAUGAAUAACAUCAUCGAAAGUGUGGGUUUUGAUUUUGAUGAUGAUGAUGAUUAUAUAACUCGAUUGACAAAAACAAGCGUUAGAAAGUGGGCUUGUCAUUUUGAUCAUAUCGGAUGUGUGAUGAAAGCCAAUACCGAAUUAAUAGCACUUUUGGAGUCUUCUGAGGAAAGCGAUUAUCCGUUUGAUCUGAAACAAUCGGUUUAUUGUUACGGAAUGAAUAAUGCAAACGAAUCUACAUGGAAUAAGUUUUUAGAAAUACAUAGGGGCGACACUAUGUUGAUUGGACGUUCUUUAGCUUGUAUCAAAAAUAUGUCUAUCAUUGAAAAUUAUUUGAAUACGAUUAUAGCGGAAAAUUCGUCCUUCACCACGGAAGAUUACUGCGAUAUUUUUGAAUCAUUAUUUUACAAAGGAUCAUAUACGACAGAUUUAAUGACUGAUUUCGUUAUGAAAAAUUGGAACGUAUUUAAUUCUCGUUCAAAUUUACAAACUGCUCUGUCUAAGUUUAUGAUAUUAUCAGCUACGAACAAGAAUAAGUUACAAGAGAUAAAAUCGUUUCUGGAAAAUAAAGAAAAGGAUAUGACGAAAUCUAUAAAGGAAAGAGAAAAAAUUCUUACGAGAAUCGAACAGUCUUUCGUUAAUUCCGUAAUUAAUUCUAUCCCAAAUUUAUUAAGAAAACGAUCGAAUAAAAUGUUAAGAAAGUUAAUAAAGUUACUCUUCGUACUUAUUACCAUCGAAGCAUUUUCUUUCCCAUCAGCAAACCAUAAAAAUGAUGCGAUUGAAAAUGAUACGAUCGUUUAUCGAUUACCAGCGCACGUUAUACCGAUACAUUACGAUUUGAAAUUGGAAUCGGAUAUCAUGCUGGGUGAUUUUAAUUUUACCGGUGAGACGGACAUUAAAAUCGAGGUUCGAGAGCCUACGAAGUUAAUAGUGCUAAAUUGGAAAAAUCUUAUGAUAAACGAAACGCAGAGUCAUUUGGAAAAGGACAAUGGCGAAUUACUUUCACCGAGGGAGCAUCGUUACGAACCGUAUAGGGAAAUGUUAACAUUCGUUUUUGACAAAAUCAUCGAUCCCGCGGUGUACACUUUACAUUUGGAAUUCUCUGACGUCCUUUCGACAGACUUAUACGGCUUUUACCGAUCCUCUUACAUCAACGAGAACGGCGAUACAACGUGGCUAGCGGUAACUCACUUUCAACCUAUCAGUGCACGUCGUGCUUUUCCCUGCUGGGACGAGCCAGCAUUUAAAACAACUUUUAACAUUUCCCUGAAACAUCAUGCCAAUUAUACGGCCCUUUCAAAUAUGCCAGUAUUCGAACGAUCGUUUACUGACGAGAAUAAUGAUAGAGUAUGGACUCGUUUCGAGAGAACUCCGAUCAUGGCAACCAAUAUCUUGGCCUUUGUAAUCUCCGACUUCGAACAUAUUUCUAUACCCGAGAGGAAUAUUACGAUCUGGGCGAGGAAAUCGAUCAUUCCAUCGAUACAUUUUUUACUCGAACUUAUUCAGAAAAUAGAUGAUGAACUGAACAAAUACAUGCCUAACAUUGUAGCGGUACCCAAAAUCGAUCAUGUUGCUAUUCCUGAUUAUAACAGUCACGCCACAGAAAAUUGGGGUCUUAUCACGUAUAGAGAAGAAUUACUCGUGUAUAAAGAAAACGAAACUACCAUGGAUCAGAUGGAUAAGAUUCUGAUGUUAAUUGCUCAUGAAUUGGCACAUCAGUGGUUUGGUAAUCUGGUUGGUCCACGCUGGUGGAAAUACAUGUGGCUGAGCGAGGGUUUUGCUGCGUAUUUUCAAUAUUAUAUAACGGAUAAGGCCUUCAAUGACACACGAAUGAUGGAUAAAUUUCUCUUAGAAGCUAUGCAAGAGAUUGCCUUCCAGGUAGAUAAGUGUCCAAAUCAAUUUCCGAUGAAUAACAAUGUUAGCAGCCCUUCUGAUAUUCCUUACAUCUAUUCUAUUAUUACUUAUCGUAAAGCACCGAUUGUUUUACGAAUGUUGUCGCAUUGUAUUUCUGAUGAAAUCUUCAGAGCCGGUCUUCUCAAAUAUAUUUAUGAAAAUAUGUACAAGACUACCGUACCAGACGAUUUGUGGCGAUCCUUGCAAAUUGUUUUGGACCAAUCAAAUGUGCCACACGAGGAUUUCGAAAUAAAAACGAUGAUGGCUACUUGGACAGAACAGGAAGGAUAUCCUACGAUCGUCGUGGAUCGAGAUUACGAUACCGGUACGGUACAAGUGCGACAAUUUAGUAGUAAAUCAUGGAAUGUAUCUAAUGAAGAGUGUUAUAACAAAUGGUGGGUCCCUUUGAAUUUUGCGACCCAAACUAAUCCUAAUUUUUCAUCCACCUUGCCGACACACUGGUUGAAUCCAUCGGAGGACACGAAAACGAUCAAAAGUUUGCCUAAGGAUGGUUGGAUUAUUGUUAAUAUUCAACAAACUGGUUAUUAUCGCGUGCAAUACGAUCAAGAGAACUGGAAGAGAAUAGCACGCUAUUUAAAUUCCGAUGAUUACAAAAAUAUACAUGUUUUAAAUCGCAUUCAAAUAAUCGACGAUGCAUAUAACAGCGUAAUGGCAAAGGAUAUGCCUAUCUCUAUCUUUAGAAUGAUAAUAAAUUAUCUGUCGCAAGAAACCGAUCCAAUAGUAUGGAGAGUUGCGUUUCGAUUAUUUUCAAAGAUUGAUUAUUUCAUUCAGACUCCUAGGACUGCUGCUAUUCUCAAGCCGUAUUUACAGCAUCUUCUUAAUGAUAAAUUAAAAGAUAUGGAUUACAAUGAUAAUCCAGAAGAAGAUUCUUGGACGAAAAGAAUGAAACAGAUUAUUAAAUACAUCGCUUGUAAAGUCGACAUUCCUGAAUGUUACGGAAAUGCCACAGCUCAAUUAGUUGAAUAUCUUGAAAAGCCAAAAUCGAUAAUUAUACCACCAGAUUCACAACACUGGGUCUUCUGUUAUGGAUUACGAAAUGCGAACGAGUCUAUAUGGAAUGGAGUUUUAAAUAAUUACGUCAAAGAUCGAAAAACACAAUUGUUAAUAUAUCUCACGUGCUCGGAGAAUCGGACUAUUCUAGAAAACUACUUAGUUAUGAUCUUUUCUGAAGAUUCUCCGAUUUCUAAGUAUGAUAUCGAAGUUGUAUUACACCAAAUGAUGGUAACAUCGGAGAUCAGCCUCGAUACACUGGUGGAUUUCAUUAGCAAGAAUUCAAAUGAAAUAUCUUCUAAAACGGAUAGAAUAGAUGAUAUUCUUGAUUCUAUUUCAUAUAGAAUUACUACGAGAGAACAACUGAAAAAGAUGAUAGCUAUAUUUGCAUCUAAAGGGAAGCCACUGAACGAAAUGAUAUAUUAUCUUGAAACGAAGUUGACCCACAUUGACGACAUUAUACCAAUUUUGCAAGAGUUCGCUCAAACUGCAGCCGAUUAAUGUAAAAUGGUCUUACGACAAAUAAAUCCAUCGAAAUAUCUAUCUACCUCAA
This is a messenger RNA of Vespula vulgaris, 8728 nucleotides long. RefSeq lists its product as uncharacterized. The transcript has 34 exons. Gene Ontology annotation, molecular function: zinc ion binding; metalloaminopeptidase activity; peptide binding. Gene Ontology annotation, biological process: proteolysis; peptide catabolic process. The coding region runs from base 265 to 8676 and encodes 2803 amino acids. Gene Ontology annotation, cellular component: cytoplasm. The record is from RefSeq and is a predicted model, not a curated record. Lineage: Eukaryota; Metazoa; Arthropoda; Insecta; Hymenoptera; Vespidae.